GAGAGAGAGAGAGAGAGAAGAGGGAGUGCAAGAAACGGAGAGAGAGAGAGAGAGAGGGAAAAGUUAGCUGAGCACAGAGCUCACACAAAUCAUUUUGUCACCAGCAGGCUCUGACAAGCACCAGGAGAGAGGAAGCUCAAAGAGAGAAAGGGAAGCGAGAGAGAGAGAGAGAGAGGGAGAGAGAGAGAGAGAGAGGGAGGGAGUUAAAUAGAGGGAGAGUGUGAAAAGGGAGUCGUGUCAGAGGAGAUACCGGGAGGAAAGGUGUGAAGGAACCACACAGGGGCAUAAAGGAGGAGAUACCGGUGGAUGGGGAGAGGGAGGAGAGGACAGAGACGAGACUGAAAUCGAAUCCCCGAGGCAAUGUGAGCCGAGAGAGACUGUGACUCCUGCUGUUGUUGCUGCUGCUGCUGUCGUCUGCUGCUGCGGGUUCUGCUCGGUACACUCGAUUUACCAAAUGGUGCGUUAAACUUCUUCACUUCUGUAACUGGAGGAGAGUGUUUCAGUGACCGAGGGAGGGUUCUACUGUGUGUGUGUGUGUGUGUUUCUGAUAGCAUCCCUGUUUGAACUGUUUUCCCCCUCCGGCUCUGUCUGGCACAGAGUUGAGCGUUGCUGUAUUAUCCUCUGUGAGAAUGAAGACAUAGUUCCAUACAGAUAGCUGCUUUGUGUGAAAAGUAGGCAUUAGUGCAGGGUGUUGAAAGCCGUUUCUGGUGAACUGCUCCUUUUCGCCGAUCACAUGCUGUUGUUGCUAAAAGAAAAAAAAAAAAAAAAAAAAAGAGGUAGUCACUGCAGAGAAGCAUAAAUGUUUUUUCCAGUGUUUGUCGUGAACAGCCUUAGACGUCUCACUCACAGGUUUGACCGCUCUUGCUUGCGCGUAUGACUCUUACAAAAUAAGCGAAGGCAAGCGAGCAUCACAAAUACUGUACUUUCUCCCUCUGCACCUCAGCUAUCUGAUUCACUCUGGGCUGACUCAAGUCCCCCGAGAGAUUUAUCUGGCCUGUAAAGGAAGCCAGAGGUCAUCUUAACAAACUUCAGACACAAAGAUACAAGAAGGCCAGUUUUUUUUUUUUUCCACUUUGAACACUGGACACGUCCUUGUUCAUUUCUCUCCCUUGAAAACCUUUCCAGAGGACAAACUUGACAGCACAUGUGCAUACAAAUUGGAGACAGUGGUAAUCCCUAAGUGAUCUGAAAAGAGUCUCCGCGCGUCAAGACGGAGAGGAAGUCAGUUAAAAAGUGUGGGAGUCACGUAAUAAGUGACUUACUCGGGCUCUGCCAACAUCACAGUUCCCCUCACACUUGUUCCACCAGACUCUGAGGGCAUGUAAAGAGGAACUGCUUGGUGAGCUACAUAGCAGUGAACUGACACGUGGAUCUGUAUGUAUUCGCCUGGAGUGAGACACGAUUGAAUUCAUACUUCCUAGACAGGGGGGUUGAAGUCAUAUUGAAAGCAGAUUGGUCUCAGAGUGCUGCCAGCUCUGUGGGGAGGCCAGUUUGUGGUAAAUGGUUUUGGACCAUUAGCUGCCAUUGUUGUUGAGGGUGCUCUCUGUGUAGCUGUGUUUGCGUUUGACAGCUCUGUUCUGAGCUCGCUUCAGUGUCGAGCACGUCACUGUGUUACCUUGUGGCUGAGUCAGAGGCUGGCUCAUCACUCGAUGUCUGUCUGCCUGCUGGGAUUCUCCCCUCCUGCCUCUAUGCAAAGAAGGCAAAGCAGGCAGAAGUGGUAGGUGGUUUUACACAGCGACAGCAGCCUCUCACAGCGACUGAACCCCCAGGACUCUCCGCACUACUUUAGUUGUUCUGCUGCCGGUCAACACCUUGUGUCAGUGACGCCUCCCCUUCGAGGUUGGAGGCAGGCAGCAAGGGGAGAGGUGAGGGAAGGAGUCUAACACAGAGGUGAGCUGCAGCAGUCCGGUUGGCACCAUGAGGGUGGCGUGCUUGGCGCUGGUAGCCGUGUGCCUGGUGGGCAGCGUGAGCGGCAUGUCGACAUGUAAGACACUGGACCUGGAGCUGGUGAAGAAGAAGCGCAUCGAGGCCAUCAGGGGCCAGAUCCUAAGUAAGCUGCGCAUGGCCAAGGAGCCGGAGCCGGAGGAGGCUGGAGAGGAGGAGGACAUCCCCGUCGGGCUGCAGUCCCUCUACAACAGCACCGAGGAGAUGCUGAAGGAGCAGCAGGCCCAGCCAGAGCCCAUCUCCACACAGCAAGAGGAGGAGGAGUACUUUGCCAAGGAGCUGCACAAAUUCGACAUGAAGAAAAGAAAUGACAGCACCAAACAGAUGCACCGAAUGGCAUUCGACAUCGCCAAUAUCCGGCAGAGUGUGGGGAGCUACCACCUGCUUACCAGCGCUGAACUGCGCAUGCGGAUCAAAAAACCCACAAUGAUGUCAGAGCAGCGGGUGGAGCUGUAUGAGGGCUUGGGGCCCGAGGCCCGCUACCUCGCCUCCCGCUUCAUCACCAACAAGUGGAAUGACAAGUGGCUCUCCUUCGACGUGACUGAAACCCUGCAGAAGUGGCUCCAACAGACGGAGGACGAGCAGGGCUUUCAGCUCAAGCUGUUCUGUGAAUGCGGCCAGUCGACAGACGACAGCAGCUUCAGCUUCACCAUCUCUGGGAUUGAUUUAGUGAGAGGAGACAAACAGGCCCUGUCGGCGGUGAUGCAGGUACCAUACAUCCUGACCAUGUCUAUCCCUCAGAACAACAGCAACCAGCUCACCUCGCGCAAGAAACGCUCCACAGGAACAGAGGAAGUCUGCACAGAUAGCACAGAGAGCUGCUGUGUGCGAAAGUUGUACAUUGACUUCAGAAAAGAUCUGGGCUGGAAGUGGAUACACAGACCGAAGGGUUACCAUGCCAACUACUGCAUGGGGUCCUGCACCUACAUCUGGAGUGCUGAAAACAAGUAUUCUCAGAUCUUGGCCCUGUACAAGCACCACAACCCGGGAGCCUCGGCCCAGCCCUGCUGUGUUCCCCAGGCCCUGGAGCCGCUGCCAAUCCUCUACUAUGUGGGCAGGCAACACAAGGUGGAGCAGCUGUCCAAUAUGAUCGUGAAGUCCUGCAAGUGUAGCUAAAACUACAGCACGGUAUUCUCAGCUCUCUGGCUCUAUGACCCCCCCCCACCUACCCCAACUCCCCACUAUUGAUCACCCUCCUCCUCCUGGACCAAAAACAUACAUAUUCUGGACAUACUCAGACAUGGAAGAAGUCAUGCUUGAGACUGCAGAGAGACAGAAAGACAGGAAUGUAGGAGUUGAAAGGAGUACAAAUUAAAAAAAAAAAAAAAAAAAAAAAAGCAAAAAAAAAAAAAAAAACAUUAUUAUCUUCAUGCUCCAGCCUUGACAUCCCGUCCUUCUGCAACCCCCUGCAAUUAUCUGGCUUCCCAUGUUUGAAGCCCGCAAAAAAAUGGACUCCUUUUUUUUUUUUUUUUUUUUUUUUUUUUUUUACAGAUAUAUAGCUGUUAAUUUCUACGUGUACAUAUACUAUUUUUUCUAGUAAUAGCCAGAAGUAUCUGUCUUGAAAUGAAUUAAUUUAUUUGUUAGAGGGGCAGACCUGUAAACGUUUGUGUGGCUUAGACGUGGAUAAAGUAUGAAAGGAUGAAAAUUAUUUCUUGCAGAAAGACAAAAGAAAGGUGGAUAAAAAAAAAAAAAAAAAGAUGCCAAACGACAAGAGGACCAAACAGACUCUGACUGAAGGAUAGCUCUUUCACAGACACUUCUGCUUGCCACAUCACCUUCCGCGAAGAGGCUGUCCUCAGAGGUAUUUGAGAACUCCCAGGUCUGGGAAACGGUGUUAGGUGGGGUUUUCCGGGUAGACCAGGUGUUUCUGGAGGGAGCUCCGCCGUAAAGGACGGCCCACGGGGACAGUCCAGCCUGGGGAAACUCCCACCGUCUGAGAGGCGGCUGUUGCUGCCAGCGGAGCUACCAUAGCUAUAUAUUUCACCGCAACCGUCCAUCACUUUUACUUACUUACUUUUUUUUGGUUUGUUUUUACUCCAUGU
Molecule: messenger RNA, 3986 nt
Organism: Myripristis murdjan (pinecone soldierfish)
Lineage: Eukaryota; Metazoa; Chordata; Actinopteri; Holocentriformes; Holocentridae
Gene: tgfb1a
Product: transforming growth factor, beta 1a
Exons: 6
Coding region: 1918-3060 (380 amino acids)
Biological process (GO): regulation of cell population proliferation; transforming growth factor beta receptor signaling pathway
Cellular component (GO): extracellular region
Molecular function (GO): growth factor activity; cytokine activity; transforming growth factor beta receptor binding
Source: RefSeq, a predicted model, not a curated record